AUUUGUACAAUAAAUUUGUUGUUUGUAUUUUAAGGGAUUUUGCCAUGUCAAAAAAAAGUGCACCGAAAACAUUAUCGAACGAAAAAAUUGAAUCGGAUCCAAACGAUUUGGCUGUGAAAAAUCAAAAUGACCAAUCAUUUAGUUUUGUUACCAAACGGCCAGUACGCAUUUCGAAUGCUUCAACACUAAUUUUAGAUUCGCCGAUUAAAUCGGAAAUUCCAUCUUCAUUAUCAUCAUUCUCAAUGCCAUCAUCAUCACCGUCAUUUCGUAGAGGUUCAGCAUUUUGGUCAAGUCCAGAACGUUUUGAUGAUGAUGGAUAUCAUCAUCCAUUGAAAGGAAUAAUUUUUAAAAUAAAAUCAACUAUGAAAAUGGUACAACCUCGUACACCGGAAUUUGAUCCACCGAUGAUUGUUGAUGAUCAAUUUGUAACACGUAGAAUAAGAAUAUCUGAAGCACCUACAUUAGUACUCAGUGAACUAUCUAGUGAUUCGUCAACUAGUCCACCACCAUCACCAAUACGACAAUCGUCUGUUGUUUCGGAGCCACUACUUUCGAUGAAAUAUCAGCAAAAAAUAUGGACUGACGAAAAUCAAAAAUUUCAUGAAACCGUUGAAGUAUUGCCAAAAGGCGAUACAUCGACUAAUAUGAAAGUAACAGAUAAAUCAGCGAAAAUUCCAUUCAAACAAUUAACGGUAACAAUGAAUGAUCAACAAAAACAAGAUAAUGGCAUUAAAAAAUUCGAAAAAAUUAUUACUAGUACACCAAAAAAAGAAAUAGUUAACAAUGAUCAAUCAUAUGAACAUAUAAUAAUAGAAUUUGAUGAAACAAGACGAAGAGAGGAUGAUGUUGCUCGACCACCACCACCAUUGGUUGUUGCAAGUAAUCCAUCCACAAGUGAUGAUGGUUCAUUACGUUAUUCUUCUUAUGCUCCUGGCCGUAAUAUAAAUUCUAAAACAAAUCUUGAUGAGAGUAAAUCACGGCCUUUGAUGGCUAAUGAAUCGGAAUCGACGAAAUUACUACCAAGUCUGGUAGAUAUUGACGAUUGGAAUGAUCGACAAAAUUUGCAUACAUUGUCAUCAUUUGAAACAACUUCUCAUACAAAAAUGAUUCGAACAAAACACCUAAAAAGUGGUGGUCUAUCAUGGCGUUAUCCGUCUUAUGAUGAAACGGGAAUUAUAGAUUCAAAGACAAACAUAUUGGACAGCAAUAAAUUUGAAACAAAGAAAUUACCAUUGAUUGAAGAUAAAAAAAUAGACAAAUACCCGCAAAAGUCGUCGGUUAAAAUUGAAAUUAGCAAAAGAACACCUGAAUCAAACGAAAGCAGUAAAAGCAUUGAUAGCAUUCAAAUCUCUUCAGUUUCCGAUCGACCAGCAAGUCUAGUUGGCACUCGAUCAGAUCGUCAAAGUCAAAGUAAAACAUCGUCGAUUGCGAGAAUUCAACAACGGCGAAGUCGAACUAGAUCAAAAAAAUUUCGUGGACCAUUAGUUGCUCGUUUGUCUCGACCAAAUCGUCAAUUGCGACGAUUCAUUCAUAGAAUGUUUCAUUCAAUUAUCAAUACUCAUGAUGACGGCAAUCAACCAAAAAUGAUGAUUAGUAGUGAUUCAAUCGAAAUUCUAAAUUCAAUGGCUAAAGAAAUCAUACGUAAAUAUGCUGAAUAUGCUGAUCAAUUAAUAUUAUAUAGUGGUCGUCAAAAAAUGGAUCGUUGGGUUUCAUUUUCAACAUUAAAUAUGUUAUUGGCUCCAAUAUCACAUCGAACAAAGCGAUCCAUUUUCAAUAUUAUUGGCGAACAUGGAUAUUAUCAUGAUCAAAGUGAAAUAAAAAUCAUGAGACAAUGAUAACAAUCAUUAUUUAUGAUUUAAGACAUAAUAAAACAUUAUUAUUUUUUGUCAAAAAAAAUAUCAU
Molecule: messenger RNA, 1902 nt
Organism: Dermatophagoides farinae (American house dust mite)
Lineage: Eukaryota; Metazoa; Arthropoda; Arachnida; Sarcoptiformes; Pyroglyphidae
Source: RefSeq, a predicted model, not a curated record